AUGGAGCUUGACAGUGUGUUGGGUAGUUUCGCCACGUACGCCAGGUUGAAAGGACGAUAUGAUGAUGAUUGGAUUGAUCGUUUGAAUCAUCUGUACACCACCAUCAUCUUAAUCAUAUUUACCAUUGUGGUCAGUACAAAACAAUAUGUGGGCGAACCCAUACACUGCUGGUGUCCAGCCCAGUUCGAAGACAGCCACGUGGAUUACACCAAUAAUGUUUGCUGGAUCUCCAAUACAUAUUUCGUGUCAAUGGAGCACGUUAUACCCCAACAUGAUGCGCCGAAAAAAGAAAAAGAAAUAGGUUAUUAUCAAUGGGUGCCAAUGAUUCUAUUGUUUCAAGCAUUGUUAUUUAAAGUCCCGUGUAUUCUAUGGAGAAUUUUAACCGCUUCUGCUGGUGUAAAUCUGGAUAAAAUCGUUACAUUAGCAGCAGAAACGGCGUACAUAUCAGCCGAAGAUCGGGAAAGAACGAUCAAGCACAUCGUUCGUUACAUGGAUCGUUGGUUAGAAAAUGCACGGGAAUAUCGCUCUGGCUGUUUUAUACGCUUACGGCAACAAAUUUCAAAAUACUGUUGUAUAGUAUGGGGGAAACGAUACGGUAAUUAUUUAGUGACCAUGUAUAUGUUCAUUAAACUCCUUUAUCUUACAAAUGCUGUAGGCCAAUUAUUUAUAUUAAAUGAAUUCUUGGGGACGAACUAUAAUGUGUAUGGUUUUGAAGUAAUGGAUCAUUUAGCUCGCGGAAUAGACUGGAUUGAUUCGCCGCGAUUUCCACGUGUGACUCUGUGUGAUUUCCGCAUACGACAGAUGCAAAAUGUCCACGACUACACAGUUCAAUGUGUGUUACCUAUAAACCUUUUUAAUGAAAAGAUAUUUAUGUUCAUUUGGUUUUGGUUGGUUUUUGUCUCAACCUUAAGUGCCGGCAACUUUUUGAUUUGGACUUACACGAUGAUUUUCCGUCAGCACAGAUUGCGAUAUCUUAAAAAAUUCCUUCGUGUUAACGACUGUUAUAAGUCCGAAUUGGACAAAAAGAUGGCCAUAAAGUUUGGUGAACAAUACUUAAGGCAGGACGGUAUUUUUGUGUUGCGACUUGUUGGAAAAAAUGCUAAUGAUGUGAUGGUGUCCGAACUCGUCCUUCAGUUGUGGAACUUCUAUAGGAACAAACCAUUGUUUCGUCAUGCCAACCAGAUAAGUGACGACAAUAGCAAUGUCUGA
Messenger RNA from Lottia gigantea (owl limpet), 1209 nucleotides. RefSeq lists its product as hypothetical. The record is from RefSeq and is a predicted model, not a curated record. The coding region runs from base 1 to 1209 and encodes 402 amino acids. Lineage: Eukaryota; Metazoa; Mollusca; Gastropoda; Lottiidae. The transcript is spliced from 2 exons.